Anopheles darlingi is the source of this 1833-nucleotide messenger RNA. It is a transcript of the gene SmydA-4, whose product is annotated as SET domain-containing protein SmydA-8. The record is from RefSeq and is a predicted model, not a curated record. The coding region runs from base 209 to 1792 and encodes 527 amino acids. The transcript has 4 exons. Gene Ontology annotation, molecular function: protein binding. Lineage: Eukaryota; Metazoa; Arthropoda; Insecta; Diptera; Culicidae.
GGAUGGUGAGCAGCAGCAGCUGCUGCUGCUAGUGGCAUCCGUUACUGUUUAGGUGACAGAGUGUGCGGCUCGUGCGGUGAAAUUUGUCGUGAAAGUGAAAGAACGCGAAUGGCGUAUCGAAAUCAACGAAAUCAUUGAUUUUACCCCUCAGUGAUCGACGUUGACCGUGGUCAGUCGAGUUGAACGUCGUGUCCGGACCGAACCCAAGAUGCCGUCCAAUCAUCGUAAGAAGAAACACAAGAAGCCUGCUGCAGCUGGUGUCGUGACGAGCAGUGAGAACCAGCCCGACCUUCCAGAGGUGCCAGAUCGCCAGCCUGCAAAAGAUGCAAGCUCCAACAAACCAUAUACCGUGAAGCGCUCCGAUCAGGUUGGAAGAUAUAUCGUUGCCUCGAAAGAUCUAAAGGCCGGAGAAACGAUCAUCGAAGUUCUGCCGCUGGUGGUGGGUCCUUGCGCUGAGAGUGACCCCGUCUGUCUGGGCUGUCACCGAACGUUCGAGGCCGAAAGUCCGCAGAUACGAUGCAACGUCUGCAGUUGGCCCAUCUGCUCGCCAGCCUGUCCGGGACUCGCGCACGACGGAACUCACCGAACGCUAGAAUGCAUUCCACUGCGCGAAAAAGCCGUAGCAAGGCUGUUACAGGCAUCGACCGCUAAGGAGCUGAAGCUGAUGUACGAAGCGAUACUCACGCUUCGCUGUAUGCUGCUCAAAACCGUCGAUCCGGCACGAUACCGAGGAAUCCAGGAGAUGGAUCCACUGAACACCAUCCGUCAGGACAUCCCGAAGCUGUGGAAACGUAACCAGAAGGAGAUCGUAAGCCGAAUCCGGGACGAUUGGGGCUUUACCGAGUUCAGUGAGCAAGAGCUGCACACGGUUUGCGGUGUGAUCGAGGUGAACGCGUUCGAAGUGGGCCAGGAACCGGUGAAAGCUCGUGCCCUCUUCCCCGAGGCGUACCUACUGAUGCACGACUGUACACCGAACACGGGCCAUACGGAUGCACCCCGGACACACCUGCUUACGGUGCGUACGUUGCGUGAAGUGAAGGCCGGAGAACCGCUCACGCUGACGUACGCUUACAUCCUACAAGGAACCCUGAAACGGCGGCAACAUUUGAGCGAGGAAAAGUUCUUUUGGUGCAGUUGUGCAAGGUGCCGGGAUCCGACUGAGUUUGGAACGAAUUGUAGUGCCGUACGGUGUACCAAGUGUCACCGGGGAUAUCUGUUGCCGAUGAAACCGCUUGAACAGGAAUCGGACUGGAAGUGUACGCUGUGUCCGGCCACCGUUUCCAGUCAAACGAUUGGCGUAUUGUUGGAGCGACUGUCCAAGAGGCUGGACUGUAUCGACGGCAAUGAUGUGGAGGGCUACGAACAGUUUUUGCAGACUUACGGUGCGGUGUUGCAUGAUAACCACUACCUGUUGCUGUCGGCGAAGCACUCAUUGUGCGAGCUGUAUGGGAAGAUCGAUGGAUAUCUCAUCCCUGAGCUGAGUCCGGAGCAACUCAAGCGGAAGGAAACGAUUUGUCGGGAUUUGCUUGAGGUGGUCGAUCAGCUGGAGCCGGGUUUGAGCCGGCUGCGAGGGACCAUUAUGUACGAGCUGCAUGUUCCGCUGAUGAUCGAGGCUGGGCAGCUGUUCCAAGGGGGAACGAUUCAGCGAACGGAACUGCGCCAUCGAUUGAAGGAAGUGCAACGGUUGCUGCGGGAAAGCGAACGAAUUCUGGCGAUGGAACCGGAGGGCAGUCCGGAGUAUGGGAUAGCGGUGGCCGCAAGGGAUGCGCUAAAAAACAUGGGCGCUAUUUAAGUUAGGGGGGUUUGGGUGUUUGUUGAGCAGCAAAUAAAUGG